Molecule: messenger RNA, 2216 nt
Organism: Hibiscus syriacus
Lineage: Eukaryota; Viridiplantae; Streptophyta; Magnoliopsida; Malvales; Malvaceae
Product: phosphatidylinositol/phosphatidylcholine transfer protein SFH12-like
Exons: 15
Coding region: 149-1873 (574 amino acids)
Source: RefSeq, a predicted model, not a curated record
GUUAUAUUAAUAUACCCACUAUCCUCCUUCCCACGUCGCAGAGAGAUUUGGGUCCAAGCGGUCGAUUGAUAUACUAUAAGACGACUGCUUGAAUCUUCUGCCCUUUACUGUUUCUUUGUCUGCAAAAAUUCCUUAAUAGAUUCAAAUAAUGGCUGAGACCCAAGAUAUGGACGGGUCCGCUAAGACGACGACAAGGAGUGCAUCCAAUAAACUCCGAAAUUCAAUGUCAAAGAGAGGUAGGAGGAGCAGUAAAGUAAUGUCUAUUGAAAUUGAUGAUGAGCGAAGUCCGGAGGAGUUGCAGUCGGUUGAUGCCUUGCGUCAGACACUUAUAUCGGAGAACAAGCUACCUGCAAGACAUGAUGAUUAUCAUACAUUGCUCAGGUUCUUGAAGGCUAGAAGAUUUGACAUGGAGAAAACAAAGGAAAUGUGGACUAAUAUGCUCCAAUGGAGGCAGGAAUUUGGUACCGACACAAUUAUUGAGGACUUUGACUUCAAGGAGCACUCAGAAGUGUUGAAAUAUUAUCCCCAAGGGUACCAUGGGGUAGAUAAGGAUGGACGACCAGUUUAUAUAGAAAGACUAGGUAUGGUAGAUGCUGGCAAGCUCAUGCAAGUCACUACAAUGGACCGCUAUCUCAAAUACCAUGUAAGGGAGUUUGAGAAGACCUUCCAAAUGAAGUUUCCAGCUUGCUCAAUUGCAGUCAAGAAGCAUAUUGAUCAAAGCACAACCAUCUUGGAUGUGAAUGGAGUGGGUCUUAAGAGCUUCACUAAAGCUGCAAGGGACCUUGUAGGUAGUCUUCAGAAGAUUGACGGUGAUAAUUAUCCUGAGACUUUAAACCGCAUGUUCAUCAUCAAUGCCGGUUCUGGAUUUAGAAUGUUGUGGAACUCUGUCAAGUCUUUCCUUGAUCCUAAGACCACAGCCAAGAUCAAUGUUCUUGGUAACAAAUUUCAGAAAAAUUUACUUGAAAUAAUUGAUGAAAGUGAAUUACCCGAUUUUUUGGGAGGCACUUGCACUUGUGCUGAACAUGGUGGUUGCAUGGUUUCCGACAAGGGUCCAUGGAAGAACCCAGAGAUCAUAAAGAUUGUUCAAAGUGGUGCACAUAAAGGCUCAAAGCAAUCUCAGGCUGAAAGCACUGAAGAGAAAACGGCUUCAGAGGACAAAACUGUGCCCACGGAGACUACACCGGCUAGUGAUUCCUUGGGUGCUGAGCCAGUUCCAGAUGCAGCAGAUAAACCAUCAAAUAAUCAAAUUGAGCAUUUGGAACCCGCCCCUGUACUGGAUAUUGUCCCAAAGACCUCAAUGGAAAUUGUUCCAGUGGUUAAAGAACCUAUGGAUUUGGCUUUGCAGAAAAGAGAGCAAAAUGAAAAUUUUGCUCCUCUACCAAAAGGUGCUAAGGUUUAUUGUGGAAUUGCAGAUUCUUUUACCAAGAAAGAAAGUUGCAAGAAACCUGAUGUAAUUAGCUCUCCUCUGUUCAAUGGUUUGAUGACCUUUGUUAUGGGAGUUGCCACCAUGGUAAAAGUGACACGCAACAUGCCGAUAAAGGCCAGUGAUGUCAGGCCUGCACUUCCGGCUCCCUCAACGGUUAAGAUUGAGGAAAUACCACCCCAACCAAGCAUCACUCCUAAUGAGUUGAAGUCGGUCAUGAAACGUAUGGCUGAGUUGGAAGCGAGACUAGCUGCUAUCAACAUGCAAUCUACAACAAUGCCCCCUGAGAAGGAAGAAAUGUUGAAUUCUGCUCUAAGCCGGGCUGAUGCCUUGGAACAAGAGCUUAUGGCAACCAAGAAGGCUCUAGAGGACUCAUUUGCUCAGCAGAAGGAGCUCGCGGAAUAUAUUGAAAAAAGGAAGAAGAAGAAGAGGACUUUAUUGUUUUGGUGAAGGAUGAGACGCCUAAGCUGACAGACGCCGAGGAAAUAGGCGGUGGAACAAUUUGUUUCUUAACAAGGCCAAGCCACCCCACACCCUUCAAAUGCACUCUGGACGUCUAGCAAUGCUCUCAUAAGAUGCCAAUCUAUAGUUUUGACUGGAUCAUUAAAUUGGCCUGCAAGGACCAAUGUACAUAUAUAUUAUACCUGUCCCCCUGCAUGAGUCCGACCUUCUUCUAUUUUUUUUUAUCUUACUGGUUUAGAAACCAGGGCUUAGGAGGCAAGGAAAUGAAACUUCCCUAGAAACAUGCUGGGGAAUUUAAUUAUUAUCGGUGUUAAUCUAAAUACAAUUCUUU